This is a messenger RNA of Ectocarpus sp. CCAP 1310/34, 594 nucleotides long. The record is from the annotation of a GenBank genome assembly. NCBI's taxonomy places the organism in Eukaryota, Phaeophyceae, Ectocarpales, Ectocarpaceae.
GCAACAAAGAUACUAACGUUGAACAUGAAAAUUCAGGUAGGGCAAAGGUGGAAGGUAGCGUGGCGCGACGGUACGGUGCACCUCGCCGAGAUCGUCGAGAUCAGGAAGGCGGAGGGAAGCUCGGACGCCGCCACGGCCUCCGCCGCUGCCAAGGCUGGAUCUACGGAUAAAGAUAAGGCAGCUCCAAAGGCCGCGGCGGCUGGAGGUGAGCCCAGCGGGUCUAGCAGUGCAGGAGGUGGAGGGGCUGUUUACGUGCACUAUGUGGACUUCGACCGGAGAUUGGACGAGUGGGUCGGGAUGGAGCGCGUCGACCUGGCGGCGGGGCAGCAGAGAGCGGUGGCGCACCAUAACGGGGACAAGCGACGGGUGACGACAAGGAUGAAACGAAAGUACGAUGAAAUGGGCUCAAAAAGCGGGCACGGGGGGGGCGGCGACAGAGAGGGGUUGGACGCCAACAUCGCCAUGUUGGAGAAGGAGCACGAAGAGAUUACCAAGGUGGGCAAGUCACAAUGUACGGCGCAAGAAAAGUAUGUGGCGUGUCGCACCCCCACCUGGCAGAUACCGUAUAUGACACAAGAUAACACACCACCUUGA